Prorocentrum cordatum is the source of this 2406-nucleotide messenger RNA. Lineage: Eukaryota; Dinophyceae; Prorocentrales; Prorocentraceae. The record is from the annotation of a GenBank genome assembly.
AUGGUGCUCCCCGGGCGGCUCACCCUGCUGGCCGCGGCGCUGCUCCUCUGCCGGCCCGCGCGCGCGCGCGCCGCGCAGGGAGGGCGCAGGAGCGCCCUAAUGCGCAGGGAGGUGCUCGCCGUGGACUCGCGGGGCCAGAUGUCCGAUGGCGCCGCGCAGGUCGAUGAUCCUCAGGACGGGACGAUCGCGGGCUCGGAGGAGAAGCAGGCCGAGCCGGACAGGCAGGUGGCCUACCGUGAUCGCUUCGUCGAGACCGAGCGCGAGGCAGAAGAGCGGGCCGACCUCCAGGCCAGAGCGGGUGCCCUCGGCGGGAGCAUGCCAAGGGCCGGCGGCGAGGAGGGUGCUGGCACCAAGAGGUGGGGGCCGCUCGAGAAUGAGCCUGAGGGUGAGGACCAGGUGCAGUCGGAGGAGCCUGUGGAGUGUAGGCAGCUCCUGGAUCAGCUCGAGCAGAUGGAGACAGAGAAAGGAGAGGUAAGAAGGGGAUUUACUCAUCAAGUCAAGCUGUGUAUGUCCACGUUGGAAGAUAAAUAUGCGGAAGCGGAACGACGGAAACAAGAUGCGAUCGUCAGAGAGGCAAUUGCACGCAACGAAGAACUUAAUUCACAGCGUCAAGCUUCCCAUGCAAAGCAAGCAAAGCGACUCGCUGACAAGAGAAGCAAUCAAGCGAUCAAGGACACUCGCCAGGCGAGAAAAGACAUUAAGGUUGCCCAAGGAUUAAAAGAUAAGGCCCUGGUGGAGAAAUCCUGCACGAUGGAUCUGAGCAAGCAAGUCGGGAUGGAUAUAUAUGUUAGCGACUGGCAUGUCAACGUGCCAGAAGGAGCUAUGAUACAAUCUCUGAAGACCAGCACGUCAGCCCAUCGCUGCCCUAACAGCAUAGCUUGUUCUCAUACUCUUGUCCAGCUCAACGUGGACCGCAGCAAGACUGCGAACAACUGCGUGCUAUCAUACAGUGGAGACAGUGGGGAGUCACAAUGCCAGAAAGGGUACGAUUCGACAACACCAGGAUGUGCUUCUUGCACAAAAGGCUUUGGACGCAGUAACGCUGAUCCCUUCAUCUGUGAGCAGUGUGGGAACCAGAUUCUUCAGUGGCUCGCGUGGCUCGGGGUGCCGAUCAUGCUCUACGCGGCCUCCGUCCGCAGUGCGUUUGACGCCGCGUGCAGGGGAUCAUCCGCAUCUUUUUCGAACGAUGCGCUGAAGAUCUUGCUAGCGUUCAGCUCCGCCUCUGCUCUCGUCGCGUCAACCAUAGACGCAACGCCUGCGUUCCGCAGGAUUCCCGAUGGUGUCAGAGGAGCUCUCAGCAUAAGCAUUCACGCUUCGGGAGGUGACGCCACGGUUUUUGCGUCCAGCCUCGACUGCUUGGUCAGCGGCGGCGAGCAGCAGAUCGGGCUCCUGAGCGUUGUCGGCCUCGCGCUUGCCCAGCCAGCCAUUGCGAUGCUCCUGGCGAUGACGGCCCAGUACAUCCAGAGGUUCCGGGCCAGGUACACGCCAGACAGCCUCUUGGUGUGCUAUAUCGUGGCGACCAACCAGUUCGUGCCACUCAUCACAGCAGCGUGCGCCCGCUCGCUCGUGUGCUACCACACACAGUUGCACCCGCUCGAUCCCGCUGCGCCUACUGAGAGCUGGCUUUCGCACGAGUCACUGGUAAAUUGCAGCGGUAGGGCGAGGUAUUCGAUGAUCACGGUGCCUCUGGCUGCUGGUGCCAUUGUGGCAGGGCCGCUCCUUUGGAUCUACCUGAUUCACUAUUCGGCGCACGACCACGCAAUGAAGUUCAUCACAGGGUCGUACACUGAGGGGCGGCAGUAUUGGGAGGCUUUCCGUCUCACCAAGACUACUGUGCUUGCUGUCACCGCGACACUGGCUCCAACCACAUACAGCCCAACUUCCAAAUUAGCCAUGGCACUCUUCACGAUGACCGUGUUCCUUGGUGCACACAUGCGACUCCGACCGUACAAGUACCAGGAGCUCAACGACGCAGAAGGAUUAUCUCUCCUCUGCACUUGCUGCAGCAUGAUAUGUGCUUCCGUCCUCGCGACUGACACGUGGAGUUCCACGAAGGAGAUGCAGGCAGUGCUUCUCUUCCUGUCCGCGAGCUUCCUUCUCGCAGCCUUCGUGUACCUGGUGAGGUUCUACGUGCGGGCGAAGUAUCACGAGUUGUUCUCUGAAGAGGAGGAGGAGGAGGAGGAGGAGGAGGAUCACGCCAAGGACGCCGAGGAAAAAAUGUCGGACGACGCGGAGGGAGGAGAGGCGCCGGCGGAUGACCCCGAGGGGGGAAACACGCCCGCAGUGGGGCUCGCGGAGGAGGGGGACGGGCGGCAUCCGAACGACGACGAGAGCAGGGGCGACAAGCCCCCGGAGCCGCCGCCGCAGGCCGAGGUCCCCAGGAGCUGUCUCAAGAGGAGGUCGUAG